GGCUAUCAAAUGGCUAAAGACAGAAGUUCCAAGUGCUGCAGGUGUGUGCGGGAGGGGCCGAGGAAUGCUGGGAGGGCCGCAAGGCUGGGUUGAGGGUGAUCCCUGCUUUCUGGAGGAUUGGCACCCAAAAGCCCGCCCCUGUGCGGUGGGCAGACCGCCGCACUUGAGAAGACAAUGCAGAUUUAUCAUCAGCAACGGGAAGGGAACCUAAUGGAGCAGUGGUCGCAGUUUUUCUUCUUCCUGGAGGCGGGUGUGGAAGGCGGAGCCCCAAGCGGGGGCUCAGACCCGCAUGCAGUGGGGGAAGGGCAGGCUGGGCACUCGGUUGAGGGAGCCCCCGAGGAAGAUGAGGCCCGACCCCACGCUGAAGAGCACCAGCGCGGCCCAGAAGCAGAUGUUGUCAAUGGCCUUCCCCAUGCGCACCCACUCGGACACCUCCUGCGGGGCGGACGGGUACAACACACCGAGUCUGGGAGGGGAGCUGCGAGGGCGGCGGCCCUGGAGGAAGCGGGGGGGCCUCCCUGGCGCCCGCCUCACCUCGCCGGUGGCCUCCUGGUCUCGCGUACUCUCGGCCACGAAGUUCACCGCCUCCACGCAGCAGCGGAUUUCGGGGGCGGCGGCGCCCAGGCUCUGGCAGAGAGCAGCUGCUGGGGGGACCCCGGGGGUGGGUGGGCGGAAGCCUGCCUCCCGCGGGCGCCCCACUGGGCGGCCCGGGACCCUUGGCUCACCCGUCCAAGCCCCGUGCCGGUACCGCUGCCCCUCGAACACGAGCUCGCUCCGCGGCUUUUUCAGGAUCAACUCCUCGGCGCGCAGCAGGAUGCCCACCGACGACACUCGCCUCGGGGGCGAGCUGCGCUUCGGGGCCUCCGGGGGCGGGCCGGAGCCCAGGAGGCGCGGCAGCAGCUCCAGCAAAACCUGGGGGCCGGCGGGGCCGCUGUGAGCUCGCUCCCUCGCCGCCCCCAGCCCCGGCCGCCCGCCCGCGCUUACGUGACGCAGCCGCGGGGCCGCGGCGUGAGUGGUGGGCGUCCGCAAAGACACGUUGAGCACGACGACGCAGUUCAUGACGAUGAGCGUGGCGACCACCAUGACGAAAAUUAGGUACCUGGAGGCACCGGGGUGCGUGACGUCACCUCACUCCCGACUCCUCUGUAGUCGCAGCCUCCCCCCCCCCAGGCCACUAGGGCACCGCUCGUCCUCUGACCUCACAAACACCUCUUCACUCCAUAGAGGCUGCGGUCGCAGCCUCUAGCUGCUCCCCUCUGCGGGGACAGAUGCGUCCCCUGGCCCUCCUCCCCCUCCUACCACCGGGGACAACCAUGAAGGGGAUCCCCAGCUCCCUGGACACCCUGCUGUGGGUCUACCACUUCCACAGCUCCACCGAGGUGGCCCUCCAGCCCCCUCUUCUGUCUUCCCUGGAACUCGCUCUGGCUUCGGCCCAUGAGUAUCUGGAGCAGAGAUUCGGAGAGCUGAAGACGCUGGAGCCGCGGGAGCUGAAGGAGCGGGAGCAGCGGGAGAAGCCGCCCGCCCCGGAGCCCACCCUGGGGCUGGUGUUAAGAGAAGCCGCAGCCAGCGUCAUGAACUUCGGCGCCACCUUGUUGGAGAUCUCAGCCCUGUGGCUGCAACAGGAGACGCGGCGACUAGACGGCGACGACGGCAGCCCGGACCCAGCUCCAGACCCCGGGAACCCGGGUCGAGCGCUGGCCAGGGUAGCCCAGGCCGCAGGGCAGGAGGCUCGACAGGCGGGGGCUGUGGCCGGCGCCAGCGCCCGGCUCCUCUUCCAGGGGGCGUGGCUCUGCCUGUCCGGACGGGGUCUGCAGGGCUCCGCCUCAUUCCUACAACAGUGGCGACGCCCGCUGGGCCUCGGGCCCCCCGGGGAACCGGUGAGUGCAGAUGCGAGGUGGGUUGAGGACCAGAGGGUGCGGGGAUGGAGAGCCACUGAGCCGGACCGUCCCCCAACAGAGAUACUCUGGAGACCUCAAGGCGGCAUCCAGCAGCAGUGCGGGGGACGGGGGACUGGAGACUCCACCACUGUGCCCGCCCCAGCUCGCGUCCAAAUAAAACUUGUCCCAUAAGAGUCCUUUGAUCUUGGUCCCGGCCCCCUCGACUGUGAGGCUCGCCCCGCCCCCACAGUGGCCACGCCCCCGCGUGGUCCCCGCAGGGACCCGGUCCGCCCUCACCGGCCCAGCAGCGGCACGCUCAGAGACGUCUCGGGGGUCUUCUGGGCAAUUAGGAACAGGAAGACGGUCUGGGCGAGCAGGACGUUGAUGGAGACCGUGCAUUUCUGGCCGCCGGCUGGAGGGGGCGCUCGGUGAGUGCGGCCCCCGGCCCCGGGAGCGGGCCCGGGCUUAAGGUGGGGGUGACUCCUCACCCUGCGCGGGCAGGAAGUAGGCGAGCAGCACCAAGCCCGAGAUGAGCACGCAGGGCACGAUGAUGUUAAUGACGUAGAAGAGGGGCUUCCGGCGAAUGAUGAGCGUGUAGAUGACGUCAGUGUACUUCCGGCCGUCCGCGGAGUCACCUUCCUGGAUCACCCCGGGGCAGAAGUCGAUGGCCCACUCUCCGUUCUCUGCGGGACCGGAGGCGCGGUCAAGCCUGCUGCGGGUGGGGCGCCCUGCCCUGCUCCCCACAUCUGCCCCCGGGGCCUGCAACCCCGCGCGGGGGAGGAGUUUGCCUCUGUCCUGACCGGGAGGGUUGGGCGGGUGGCCUGGACUGCUUGAGCCAUGGGCCGGCAGGAUGGGGGCAGUUCAGGCCGAAAAGGGUAUUCCCGGGGAGAGACCGCAAGCCAAGACGCAGGACGAGUUGGACCAUCGAGGAUGAUUUCGGGAAGGGGCGAGCUAAAGCCCGGUUGCCAAAGUCAAAUUCCCGGGAUGGUUAGUCUGUGCGGCCCCAUUCUGGAUCCCUUCUGGAAGCGGGUUUUUCGGACCAGGAGGGGACGUCACCGGUGUAGGCCUCAGUGUCGAUCUCGAUAUUGUUGAUGGUCUCGCCAUCAUCGUCCACAGCAAAGAUGAACUCCACCUCUUCGGCAUUGUACGUCUGAGAGCUGCGGAGGCAGGGCCCCGGCCCGGGCCGCAGAAACUCAGACCUCGGCCCAUGCCUAAGGCCGAGCCUGGGCUUGCUCCCCAAUAAACUCCACCCCUCCGCGCAGGCCGGGUCCCCACCGCGCAUUUUCCCCUCUCUGCUGAGAACCCGGCUCGGUGGCCCCACCCCCUUCCCACUCUUGGCUCCGCCCCGGCGCGAAGCCCCGCCCCCAGGGGCGCGGCUUCUCCCGUUCUGGCUCCGCCCCCUACUCCAGGCCUCUUGCUCGAUCCGCCCGGCCUCGGAGGGCCCCUUCCCACCGGAAAACGAGGGAGCAGUUCUGCCAAUCGUAGGGGAAGUAGGUGACCUCCACGGCGCAGGUGCUGCGGUAGAUGGCCGGGGGCAGCCAGCUCACGGAGCCGCCCUCGAGGACCAGCACGUUCGCUUCGUAGGCCACGCCGAACUGGCCGUCGAUGCUGCGCGGCCCGGGACACCGAGCUUCAGCACGGGUUCGCGCCGCCCGCCCCCUCCAGGCAGCCCGCCCCGUCCCCCCACCCCCGUCCCCAACCCCCCAGGCCUGGCCCCUGGCCCUGUCUCCAGGCCCGGCGAACGGCCAGGUCCUCACUUGUUUUCCAGCACGAUCUCUGGCAGCCAUACGCGUUCGGAAGGCACCCGCAGGGUUCCUAUGCCCCCAAAGUCGGCCUUGCUGUAGUUGAGUCGGUAAUCCUGCCAAUCCUAAGGCGCACGGGGCGUAAGACGUCUGCCCUGCGGCGCCCACCUGAUGCCGGAGAGCAGCGAGGGGGCCCAUGGGCAAGCCUUGCGCUGCUCCCCAGAUUUGACUCACGAUUCCGAUCCAGACGCUGGUGAAAAGCAAUUACCGCUCUCCUGAAUACAGAAGAGGACUCCAAAGCCGAGAUCCACGGUCACACAGACCCUGCGAAGGGUUCCAUGUACUCAAUUCCUCUCUUUGCCGAUGGCUGAUGUGCGUUCUGACUCAAGAGUUUGUGUGCUGCUGUUCAUUCCAGGGCCUCUGGGGCCUUCCGCCAGCUGUCUGAAAAUUCUGUUUCUGGGACCUCCUCAAUUUACAAGCCAGACUCAAAAGAUCUGGGCUCAACAGGAAACCACUCCCUUCAUCUACUGGCUCUUGGCUGACAACUCGGAGCAGCUGCAGCCGCCCUGGCAGCCGGGCCUACCAGACCCUCAGUUACCCUCUCGGCGGAAACAGCUCCCAACCGGCCUGUGGAGGGCCCCCUCUGCAUGCACAAAAAGAGCGCCCCUUGUUUCCCUUGUCUGCAGUGGAAGUGGGUUCCCCCGAGCCAGGGCAGGGAGGUGCUUGCAGACUGUCUCCCUCAGUGGAACCCAGUUCCCUGAUGGCUGAGACCCUACUGGGUUUCUUUGUUCACGGUGUCUAGCAUAGAGCUUGGUGCAUAGUAGGUGCUCUGCACAUAUUUAUUCAACAAAUGAGUAAACGAAUAAAUGAAGGAAUGAGUGCUUUAUCUUCCCAGCACCCUCCCUUCUACUGAGCACGAGUUUUCUUUUUCAACUAUGUGACCACAUGGGAACCGUCAGAAACUUCGAGAGCCCACUCUCUGGCCAGGGUUGAUUGGUCCAGGGGAGGACACCUGACCCCAGCCAGACCAAGCAAAUUUUGUCAAAUAGGAACGCAAGAAAUCAGUCUUUGCUUAAGGAGACACAGGAGAUGAACUUUGGAUGCAUGAGCAGCCAUGUUCAUUUCUUGUCACUGAGGAGGAGAGAGAGAGAAUGCAACUGAUACACGAUGACAAGUAGAGUCAAGCAAGAGCCUUCACCAUUCCAACCCCGGCCCGGAAAUUCCUGAGGCCACACUUGCUGUCUCCUCUUCCAGGCUGGUUGCCCAACCCUUCCUUUGACUGGAUGAGUUACCUCGGCAUCUUUCUAAUAAAUCCUCCUUCUCUUGGUUUACAAGUAUAUUAGGAUAUGUUAAAAUAAAAUAAUGCAAAGAAACUUGCUCAACAUGAUAAAGGAUAUUUCUGAAAAAUCCCUAGCUGUGGGAGUUUGGAGCAUUAUGUCCCCCAGAAAAGGCCAUGUUCUUUUAAUCCAUUCCUGUGGGUACAGACCUGUUGUAAGUGGGACCUUGUGGUUAGGUUAUUUCGACUGAGAUGUGACUCACCUCAUUGGAGGUGGAUCUUAAUUCACUUACUGGAGUCCUUUAUAAGAGAAUAAAACACAUAUGUAAGCUAAGAGAAGCAGAGAGAUAAGGACACAUCCACAGAAGCUGAGAGAGGACCACUGAAGCCAGAAGCUGGAAGCAGCGAAAUCUGAGAGAGAAGAAUCAGCAGAUGUCACCAUGUGUCUUGCCGUUUUACAGAGGAGCUCCAGAUGCUGGCAGCCUGUCUUCAGAGUCCAGGUAUCAUCCUGUUGAUUCCUUGAAUUGGACAUUUCCACAGCCUUAGGACUAUAAAUUGUAAA
Molecule: messenger RNA, 5457 nt
Organism: Choloepus didactylus (southern two-toed sloth)
Lineage: Eukaryota; Metazoa; Chordata; Mammalia; Pilosa; Megalonychidae
Gene: C18H17orf107
Product: chromosome 18 C17orf107 homolog
Exons: 6
Coding region: 1269-2069 (266 amino acids)
Source: RefSeq, a predicted model, not a curated record